Molecule: messenger RNA, 516 nt
Organism: Didymodactylos carnosus
Lineage: Eukaryota; Metazoa; Rotifera; Eurotatoria; Philodinida; Philodinidae
Source: the annotation of a GenBank genome assembly
AUGACCACGAAAGAAAAAGUAACCUUAGAACGAGAAAUAAAAAGUAUUUCAAAAAACCUAUUGGAUAACGCCAAUACAGUUCCACCACCAAUUACGGCGACACCUAAUAAUGCUACAUCUAAUAUUAGUCCGUCGUCGUCGUCUACACAAGGCAGUACGUCAUCUGGAAAACCUGAAGAUCCGAUGAAAUGGUUUUUAAGACUAACGGGGCAAGAAAAUUCGUCAGAAUCGAAACAGAAACCUACUUCCAUCGCAGAUGAAAUAGCCUUAUACAGUAGUAUGGCACAGAAAAAAAAUGCUAUUGCGUUAAAAUCGGAAUCGCUAAGCUUCUGGUCGAAACAAGGAGACGAAUUACUAUUACUUAAAGAAUUAGCAUCGAAAUACUUAACAACUCCUGGAACCAGUGUUCCCUCAGAAUCUGUGUUUUCGGUUGCCAGUUUUGUUGGAAGAAGAGAGAGAGCUCGUUUGACAGCAAAAAAUCUCUCAUAUUUAGUGUUUCUUAAAGAAAAGAUUUAA